AUGCCGGGAGAUCGCAAUCAUGUCGUGGUGGUCGGAUCCGCCAACCAAGAUUUGACAUCCUACACUCCCACUGUGCCAGUCAUGGGCGAGACCGUUAUGGGUCAAGAAUUCGAAACCUCGUGUGGAGGAAAAGGUUCCAACCAAGCCGUCGCGGCGGGCAGUCUCGGAAUUAGUCCUGUUACCAUGAUCUGUCGCGUAGGGGACGAUGUAUUUGGCGAAGCGCUCCUCGACAAAUUGGCUAGCGUAAACGUUGCCUGGGACGAAACUCGUACCAUUUUGAGAGGCAAAAAUAGUCCUGCCUCGGGAACGGCUACUAUUGUGGUCGAUACCAACAGUGGGGACAAUAUGAUUAUCGUGACACCAGGUGCUAACUAUGCGCUUUCUCCGAACGACGUGGAAGAGUCGCUGCGAGCCCUUCCCGAACCGCCUGCCAUUGUUGUAGUGCAGUUGGAGAUCAAGCCUGCUGCCGCAUUACAGGCGCUCCGCACUGCAAAAGAUUUGGGCGCCAUUACGGUUUUAAACCCGGCACCCGCCCCGGAAGGCUACACGCUGGAUGAUUUUUUCCCGUAUGUAGAUAUUCUGAUUCCCAACGAGACCGAAUUGAGAAAAUGUCUCGGGAAAGAUGAAUUGUCCGACGAAGACGAAGAAGCGCUAGCCAAAGAAUUGCUCGACAAAGGGAUGGGUAUGGGAGUCAUUGUAACUCUAGGCGCUCGGGGAGCCAUGGUUACUUUAGUGGACGCUCCAAGAGAUCUGCCAGCGCGCAACGAACCUAUUAAAGACACAAUUGGAGCAGGCGAUGCCUUUUGCGGUGCACUGUCGACUUAUCUUUCGGCCGGUUUAUCCCUGACGGAGGCUGCUGGCAAGGCAUGCGGUGUGGCUAGCAUGUCGGUGCGGCGUCGUGGCGCC
Molecule: messenger RNA, 906 nt
Organism: Phaeodactylum tricornutum CCAP 1055/1
Lineage: Eukaryota; Bacillariophyta; Bacillariophyceae; Surirellales; Neidiaceae
Exons: 2
Biological process (GO): D-ribose metabolic process
Molecular function (GO): ribokinase activity
Source: RefSeq, a predicted model, not a curated record